Messenger RNA from Fonsecaea nubica, 819 nucleotides. RefSeq lists its product as hypothetical. Gene Ontology annotation, cellular component: ascospore wall; prospore membrane; lipid droplet. The transcript has 2 exons. The coding region runs from base 1 to 819 and encodes 272 amino acids. The record is from RefSeq and is a predicted model, not a curated record. Lineage: Eukaryota; Fungi; Ascomycota; Eurotiomycetes; Chaetothyriales; Herpotrichiellaceae.
AUGGCGGCAGAUGGGCGGUCAAGGAUGUGUUUCUCACUGUGGGAUGCCGUCUGGCUCUAUCCUUUGAAGGGCAUCUUCUAUUUCCUCCUCCACCCCUACCUCUACCCUCUAUUCAAGGCGCGACUGAUUCCCAUCGUGCUUUUGUCUGCAUUCAUCUACGCCAACCUUUUCCUCUGGACAUUUCUCCCACAAGUCGCGUUCCUCGCCAUCUUUCACGGAGCAGCAGCAUGGGUGAAUGCAACCUUUCUCGUGCUCGGUGAAGGUGCCGCGAUUGUUGCUCUUCUCUUCGAGGCUUUCUUCGUUGACGAGACUUUGGUGGAUACCUUUGAUGCCGUCCUUAUUGACCAAGGGCUGGCGGAUCUUGUCAAUGAUGGUCGUACACUUCAUCCUAUUGCGCAGAACUCUGUGCAAAUGCUUGGGAAGCCAACAUCGUCCGCGAUUUAUGCUCCGUUCAGUUUCCGCCAAAUCGCCGAGUUCAUCAUUCUUCUCCCUGUCAACCUGGUUCCAUUUGUUGGCGUUCCAAUCUUCCUCCUCUUAACUGGAUAUCGAGCCGGCCCAUUCCACCACUGGAGGUACUUUAAGCUACGGGGGUUUUCCAAGAAAGAAAGACAAGAAUACAUCAGGAACCGUCAGCUCAAAUACACGUGGUUCGGCGUGGUGACGCUGGUGUUGCAGCUUGUCCCCGUGCUCAGCAUGUUCUUCCUGCUUACUUCUGCAGCCGGGAGUGCGUUAUGGGCAGCCAAAAUGGAAAAGGCACGUCGAUCUAGAGAAGCCGCCAUCACAGCCAACCCCGAGCCCUAUCAAGAUAAUGUAGCAUGA